AUGUUAUUGAAUGAGUUGCGAAGGAAGAAGGAGUUGUGUAGUGCAUUUACAUAUGAGUAUGAGGUCAACUCAAAGGAUAGGAUGACACGAUUGUUUUGGUGUGAUCCUACUGCCAGAAGAAACUACCAUUUGUAUGGAGAUAUUGUUUCGUUUGAUACGACAUACUCCACAAACAGAUACUGUAUGAUAUUUGCUCCUUUUACGGGCAAGGAUAAUCAUGGCCGCCCUGUGACAUUUGCUGCUGGCCUUUUGUCCAAGGAAAAUGCCAACUCCUUUUCAUGGUUAUUUAACCAAUUUGUAAAGUGUAUGGGUGUGGCUCCCAAACUCAUUGUAACCGACCAAGACUUAGGAAUGAAAGUUGCUGUUGAGGAGGUCCUUGUCAAUACAAGACACCGGUGGUGUAUGUGGCACGUUAUGAAUAAAGUUGCUGACAAAUUGCCAAAGAACAUGCUUGGUAGUGAACAAUUAAAGAAGGAACUGAAUGCAUGUGUAUGGUCAGAGUUGAUUGAACCUGAUGCAUUUGAGGAAACUUGGCAUGCUAUAAUGGAAAGAUAUGGGCUGACCAAUAAUGUCUGGUUUUCAUCAAUGUUUGCAUCCAGAAAAUUUUGGGUUCCAGCCUUUUUCCGUGAGUUUCCGAUGAGUUCGUUGAUAAAGACAACUUCUAUAUCUGAAUCACAGAAUAACUUCUUCAAAAGGUACUCAAAGUCUCGGGCUAACCUUAUGCAAUUUUAUAUGAACUAUAAUCAUGCUCUGGAGACUCAAAGAAGUAAUAGUGCAAAGCUUGAAUACUAUGAUUCAACAAAAGUACCUAUUUUGCGGACAGGAUUGGAAAUCGAGAAACAUGCAUCGACGAUAUAUAGUGGUAGUGCUUAUACUGAAAUUCAAGAAGAGAUAGUAUAUGCAUGUUUCUCUUUGUCUUGUGCAACUCUAGGAGUGUCUACCAAUACAGAUAUUGAAGUAUAUGACAUAAAGGACAAGGAUUCAAACUCAUGGACAGUGACUUACUCCAUUGGUGAUGACACCUAUUUGUGUGGAUGCAAAAAAUUUGAAAGACUUGGUCUAUUGUGCAGCCAUAUAUUUUGUGUGUUGAAACAUAAUUUUGUUAAGUUGAUACCCGAGAAGUUGCAUGGAGGAAGAUGGUUGAAGUCACAGUUUGUGAAGCCAAUACAUGGAGGUUUUUGUGAUGAUCAAGAAAUACACCUUGCUGUGGACAAGAAGAAGAUUGCAUUUAAAAACUUGUAUGGAUUAUUCAUUGAAACAGCACAAAGCAUUGAAGGGAACAUUGAUCAAAUCAAUGCAUUCGCUGCAAUUAUUGAAGAAGGUAGGAAGCAGCUUCUUGGCGAAGAUGUUGUUCUGUCUUCCACACAGAAGAGAGCAAUGAUUGAGAACUUCUAUGGCUCACAUGUCCCGAACAAUAUUGAAGUUCAUCCUCCUGAGGUUGUUAGUACAAAGGGAAGUGGAAGUAGGAAGAAAUCGAAGAGGGAGUCAGCAAUAAAGUUAGCAAUGAAACCAGGCCGAAAGUGUGGAAACUGUCAUGAGAUUGGACACCAUGAUUCUAGGAACUGCAAAAAGGUUAAUGAGAAGUCAAAUCAGAGGCAAUGA
Molecule: messenger RNA, 1602 nt
Organism: Salvia splendens (bonfire salvia)
Lineage: Eukaryota; Viridiplantae; Streptophyta; Magnoliopsida; Lamiales; Lamiaceae
Product: protein FAR1-RELATED SEQUENCE 5-like
Exons: 2
Coding region: 1-1602 (533 amino acids)
Molecular function (GO): zinc ion binding
Source: RefSeq, a predicted model, not a curated record